AUGAGUGCAUCGACAUUCUCCGACGCCUCUCUUUCGCGCGAAGCUCAGAGUUCUGACUUUGACCUGACCAUUCGCCAGCAGCCCAAUCGGGCCCGCGUGGCGGGGGGCAAGGAAAAAGAGCGCAAACCUAUCGAUCCACCGCCGAUCGUUCAGCUCCGGGUGCGCGAGGAAGGCACCUAUCUUGCACAACAUUACCUGCAAAGCCCGUACUAUUUCUUGUGCUGCAGUCUCUACGAUCCAACAGAUGAGCGUCCUGUACCCGUCGCCCCGUCGACUGCGUUAGCAGGAACCCUGGUUUCGUCCCUUCACCGGCUGAAGGAUGUAGACAACAGCGACGGGGGCUUCUUCGUUUUUGGCGAUCUCUCGGUGAAGAUUGAGGGCGAAUUUCGCCUCAAGUUCACCUUGUUCGAGAUGCGCAAGGAGAACGUGUCUUACUUGAAGACCAUAAUCUCGGAGCGGUUCACAGUGUCCCCUCCCAAGAGUUUCCCAGGCAUGAUGGAGUCAACAUUCCUUUCACGAUCAUUUGCGGACCAGGGUGUGAAACUGCGCAUUCGCAAGGAGCCGCGGACCAUGAUGAAACGCACACGACCGGAAGAUUUCCCUCCAGCAGUGCCUGCUCGAUCACCAGAACGCCAGACGGUCCAGAUUCCCCCGGCGACUGGAUACGGAGGCUACCCGCCCACAAGCAGGGAUUAUUCGUAUUAUGGUGGACAGCCGUCGGUCAAGCGUCAUCGUACUUCAAUUGACUAUGGCAGGCAACAAGGCAUAUAUGAUCCGGACAGUCGGAUGCCGUACAGCCAGCCAGCAACUGCUAUCUAUGCUGGACAGCCAGGAGCGUACCAACCACCGAUGCAAUCUUACGCAACAGGACAGGUGAUGCCUGAUUAUUCGAUGUACUCGGGUAUCCCUCAAUCCGGUAUUCCACAGCCCGGUAUCCCACAACCGGGCUUAUCCCAAUCCGCCGGCUUGUCCCAGAUGCCAGAUCCCUCCGGCCAAAGCCGAUCCAGCCAGCAAGCUGCCGUGGGACAACUGAUGGCGAUGAACCAACCUGGCACUCCUACCCCGGAUUCGACUGGAGCGAUGAUGGCCCAAGGAUACCGGUCCGGAUACCCCGCUAGCUCUACCAUUCUUCCGCCGUUGCAGCGGAACCGCGACUACCAAAACGGACGAGGUUAUUUUGACCAAUCCGCUCAGCCAAAUACCCCUAUUGUUCCAUCUCAAAUGGUCAACGAAGGAGAUCGCUUUGGCUCCAUGGCCGGCCCAACAGCCUUUGAUCACCCUGGUUCUGCGAGUGGAACUCCUCAAUGA
Molecule: messenger RNA, 1308 nt
Organism: Penicillium soppii
Lineage: Eukaryota; Fungi; Ascomycota; Eurotiomycetes; Eurotiales; Aspergillaceae
Gene: vosA
Product: protein vosA
Exons: 10
Coding region: 1-1308 (435 amino acids)
Source: RefSeq, a predicted model, not a curated record